Messenger RNA from Eutrema salsugineum, 2601 nucleotides. RefSeq lists its product as uncharacterized. NCBI's taxonomy places the organism in Eukaryota, Viridiplantae, Streptophyta, Magnoliopsida, Brassicales, Brassicaceae. Gene Ontology annotation, molecular function: cysteine-type peptidase activity. The coding region runs from base 1 to 2601 and encodes 866 amino acids. Gene Ontology annotation, biological process: proteolysis. The transcript has 13 exons. The record is from RefSeq and is a predicted model, not a curated record.
AUGGCAGAUCUAGAACUUCCUCAACGAAUUCUUGCCGCCGAUUAUGUUCCAACCGGCGAGAGAGUCAACAUCUACCAGAAACUAUCCGUGCUCUCUGAAAUCAAACAUGCACUUGAUGAGGAGGAACAAAAGUUCAUCUACAAGAGUCAAUUUGUGAAGCUGUUCGAAAUUUCUGGGAAGCCUGCUUGGUCUGGUCUUUGUUAUGGCAAAUAUCCACCGUCUGGGAAGAAGAGAAGAAGGGGCAAUGGGGAACACUUUUACGAGCAGUUGUUUGGUGGUGCCAGAGAUGUUUCUGCAGAGAAGGUGCUCCAGAUGCUUCAGAAUUGGUCCGUAAAAGACAGAGAGUUGAGGUUGCGAUAUGCAUGUCUCCUCAUCGUAGAUGCAAUUCUGUUACCGUCGGUCCAUUUUCCGCGAGUUAAGAUUGAUGUCGACCAUGCGGAGAUGGUGGACGAUUUAAAUGCAUUCAUUGCGAAUCCAUGGGGAAGAGUUUCUUAUGAAAUAAUAAUGGAGUCUCUGCUAACGAGGGAUUUUGCUCACUUCGCCACUGCUAAUGUUGUUGUACAAGGAUUCUUUCUGGCAAUUCAGAUGGUUGUUUUAGAGGCUGUCCCCACUAUUGUUGAAGAAAGCGAUGGGAGUGAGGAUGAUGAUUUUGUUAGCCGUCGUGGUGGUCAGAAACUUCAGCUGUCAAUGAAGAAGAUUCGGUCCCUCGACGAACAAGAUGAGGUGGAAGUCGAGAUGAUCAUUCGCCCUGAACUCGAGUUUCUUGAAGACGCGGAAGAUAUUUCGUGGUCGGAUGACGAAGAAGACCCUAAGGUUAAGGCGGCCACUUCAAAGAAAGUCAAAGGAAAACUUAGGAAACCAUCUGCUUCUCGGUCUGCUGGCGAAGGUUCUGGGAAUGUUGCCAUUGAUCUCGAUGUGAUUGCUUAUAUGAUUGACACUAAGCUAGCUUCUUUAGCUUCCUUGGUGGAAGGUAAUCUGAAGAGCUAUUUUUCUGAUAAAAUUAACAAACUGGAGAAGAAAAUAGAGACGGUUGCUGCGAACCAGUCAACCGUAAACAACAAGAUUGUUGUUGAGGGGGUUACGAAGUGGUUUAAGGAGAACGUUAUCGUCGAAGAAGUCAUCGAUAAUCCUGUUGGAGCCCGUCAAAGUCCAAGUGUUGUCGCCAAAGAGACUGUUCAGCCGGUUGCAAGUCCAAUUUCAAAACCGAGUCCAUCUGCGGUUGGUGGUGGUACCAAGGACCCUGUUAACGAAGAACUAUCCGUCGACGAAAUUGCUGCUCUUUACUCGCAGACCAGCUUGAAAGAUUUUUCGUCAGCUAGUGGAACUCCAACUGUUGACCCGAUUGGUGAUAACAUUGUUAACAACGAUACAGUUAACUUUACUGGUGAUGGUGACAAAAGUACUCAUGAUAAGGAUGGAGACGGCGACUCUUUCCAUGAUAUCCCUAUGCCUAAUAACAUAGAAAACCCAAGUUGUCAGGCAACAGAAAGGGAUAAGAAUCCGUCACCCAUGUUACCGUCGGAAGAAACAUCAGGAAUGCUACCAACAACAGCCCAACCGUCAGAGAAGUCUGUUCCCCCUACGUUAGCAGAAGAGGCAAAAACGGCACAGACUCCGAUACCUUAUUCAAAUAUGGCAUCUGCUGAAUCCGUUUUGCCGGCUGGGGGAGAUACUGGCAAUGUAGUUACCGCUAUACACAAUGAAAAGUCGAUGUUAUCGGGGAAUGAGGCUGAUGGAGGUCAGCAUGAUGUCGAUGUCAAUGUCGAUUUCGUUGAUGGAAAUGAUGAUGAAGUUAUUAUCUCUGACGUUGUUAGCGAGAAGGCCCCUCAAAAGGAUGACGGCGAUGACGCAACUGAUGUGGAAGGUCAUAGGAAAAGCAAGCGGACUAAGUUUGCUUCCACAAAGAUCGAUAAUCGAUCUCUGUCUGUGGGGGAUGGGCUUGCGUUGCCAGCAAAAGAUGUUACAGACAUCAUUGGAAGAGAGAAAUGCAUGUCAACUAAGGUGAUGGAUGCUUUGGUUAAACUAAGCCGUCAUCUUCUCAAAGUUGACGAUCGCAAACCUCGGAUUAAAGUGUUUGAUACUAAGUUUGUCGCUGGACUCGUUAAAUUGUUUCCCAGAUUUUCAAAGGCUGAUAACCGCGAUGCAUAUCUGUUCAGCAAAGCUGUUGUGGAAAAGUUGACUGUCUUGCAACCACUUUUCACGGAGGUUUUCCUAGCGCUUCAUCUCCUCACCUCAAAGAUUGAGGUUUUGGACUGCAACGUACAGCUUAGGACAGAUGUUAGCAUGCAGAAUGAGCUGCGUCCAAUUUCGGUCAUGUUUCCUUAUCUUUGCAGGCAGAUCGGUGGUAAUGAGUUAAUGGCGAACAUGUCGUUAACGCAGUUGGCAAUUGAAAGGGUAUCCGGCAUCCCACAGAUCACUAGCCAAAAUGAUUCUGGGUUAGUGUCUAUAUUGCUGAUGCAAGCUCAUGCCAUUGGUGGUGUCGAGCAGUGCAGACUGAUGGAUCUUUCGGAUUUGGAGAUGGAUGCGCGUAAACUGAUUACUGUUUUAAUUGAGACAUUUAGGAUUAUGUUGGAUUUAGGACUACGUCCUUUAAACCGUUAA